UCGCCUUCCUUAACCAACAACUAAGGUGAAAAAUGAGAAGUCAAAAAAAAUGUUUCAUAACUUGUGACCUGAAUGAUCUCUUUUUUUAAUAAAAAAAGGUGAAAAAGAGCAUAUGCAUUUGCUUGCACUUAAUUUCCAAUAAAAAAAGAAAAAGAAAAAAGAAAGAGGUUUCCUUGGCAUAGUCUAAGCAGAUUCCUUAGCAAAAUGACAAACCAUUUUUCACUGCCAGCUUCCACCUUAUCCUGCUCACACUCGUCCAAUCCCCACCACCAAACUCUAACUAACCUACACACAGAGAUGUACAUGCAUAUGUUAUAACAUAUAUGCAUAUACAUGUAGAGAGAGAGAGAGAGAGAGAGAGAGUUGCAGGUGCAGGGAAGAUCUGUGACAGUGUUUAAGAAUUGAGGUAGGUGCUUUCAUGCGUUACGAAGAUGCAAGUAAAGAAAGGAAUGUUCUGAUAACUGACCAUUUUCAUCGAUCAGCCUCGAUCUCAUCACAUGCAUCACUUGUCAUUUGUUCUUUUAAAAGUUAUAUAUACAUCUCUCUCUCUCUCUCUCUAUAUAUAUAUAUUAUAGUUAGCAUAUAUUUAAGGCUCAAUUAAUUUUCCUACUUUCUUUUCUUCUUCUUUCCUUUCUCUUAGCGAGGCCCAAAGUCCAAACAAUCAACUACAAGACAGGUGAGAGUGAACUUUUUAUGAUAUAACAAGAUGGAAAAUAACUCUCUAGAGCUUCCUAUUUCAACUCCUUUGUUGAUUCCCACAUUGAAAGAAGCUUCUCAGGAUGAAUAUUUACAUGAACAAAACUCAAAAUGUCAAAGAUGGCCACCGACCCUUUCCGAGGUGGUUGAAGAGUUCAAACAGCUCUACACCAUAGCCUUUCCAAUGAUCAUCACCGGUCUACUCAUCUACUGUAAAUCCGCGAUAUCGAUGCUUUUCAUGGGGAGAUUAGGGAAAGAGGCCUUAGCAGGUGGCUCACUCUCCCUUGGCAUCGCCAACAUCACCGGCUACUCGGUCAUCUCAGGCCUAGCCAUGGGCAUGGAACCCAUCUCUUCUCAAGCUUGUGGAGCCAAGCAAUGGCCACUCAUGUGUCAAACCCUCCAACGCACCAUUGCAAUUCUUCUCUCUGCUUGCAUACCCAUCUCUCUCUUGUGGCUAAAGAUGGAACCCAUCCUUCUCUUUUUCGGCCAAGACCCAAUUAUCUCUUCCAUUGCCUCUACCUAUCUAGCUUUCUCUCUCCCAGACCUCCUCUUCCAAUCCUUCAUCAAUCCUCUCAAAAUCCACUUGAGGACACAGAACAUAACUCUCCCUCUCAUGCUCAGUGCCGGCUUUUCACUCGCUCUUCAUGGUCCGGUCAGCUACGUCUUUGUCCACCGGCUAGGCCUUGGCAUCAGAGGGAUCGCGGCGGCGGUGGCUAUCACAGAUUUCAAUCUACUUGCAACCCUAUUAGUGUAUCUAUGUUUUUCAGGAAAAACAUGGCAAUGUUGGUCACUUACUCAAUGCUUUGCUGAGUGGAAACCAAUUAUAAGCCUUGCAAUUCCUAGCUGUGUAUCUGUAUGCUUAGAGUGGUGGUGGUAUGAGUUGAUGAUAGUGUUGUCAGGAAUACUUCCAAACGCGGCUGAGGCGAUGGCAGCCAUGGGAAUUCUCUUGCAGGCAACUUCAUUUGCUUACAUCUUCCCUUCGUCGAUGAGUUUAGCCGCGUCAACACGGGUUGGGAACGAGUUAGGAGCAAACCAACCGAGGAAAGCCAGGAUUUCAUCUCUAGUUGCACUUUCAUGCUCCAUUUUCAAUGGUUGCAUUGCUAUGUCAUUCAUGAUGUCGAUGCGGAACGCUUGGGGACGGGUUUUUACCAUUGACGAGGCGAUUCUAACGUUGACGGCGACGGCAUUGCCGGUGGUGGGGUUGUGUGAGCUAGGGAACUGCCCUCAGACCACUGGUUGUGGGGUGUUGAGGAGUAGUGCCAGGCCAAGUUUGGGUGCUAAUAUAAAUUUGGGAUCCUUUUACGGAGUUGGGUUCCCUAUUGCAGUUUUUAUGGGCUUUGUGAUGGAUAUGGGAUUACUGGGCCUCUGGUUGGGCCUGGUUGCGGCCCAGCUGGUGUGUGCUCUUCUAAUGGUCCUUGCCUUGAUGAGAACAGAUUGGGUGUUACAAGCAAACAGAGGCAGAGAACUAAUUGGUGUAGAUGAUGACCAAGAAGCACAGAGUAAGACCUUUGCAGGAUUAUUACCAAUCAAGAUUGUGAAUUAGCAAUCAGAAUUUUUAGGUUUUGUUUUUAAUUUUGAGUACGUUAUUAUGAAAGUCUUCUUUUGUUUUUAGUUGUUACUUGCACAUACAUGCCUCUAAUGAGAUUCGAACCCUGACCUCUCAUUGGAAAGUAGGGGUCUGAUACCGCUAGGCCACCAGCCUGUUGGUCGUUAUUAUGAAAGUUUUGGUAGUUCAACAUGAAACCUCAAAAACAAUUUGUUUCAAUUAGGGUUUGCAGAGCCAUGAGUGUGAAAAUGCAUGGUUGAAGUGUCCAAAAUGGUCUGUUCCUAUAAGAGUGGAUAGAGGCUCAAACUGAGAGUUGAUCUGUCCCUUAUGUCUUCUACAUGAUCGAUAUACGCACAUAAUAUGUACAAAGAAUUAGAGCUAGCAGAGGAAACCACCAUGACCAAAUUCUGUUUAAUUCCCAUUGUUUUCCAAAUCAAGAAACAUUAUAGGAAGUAUCUUUCGCUUUAUGGGCGGCGAUCGGAUAACUUGUGGAGAGAAAGGAUGGAGGCAGAAUCUGGAAAAGAAAGUGCAACUUGUGGAGUAGAAAAUGUUAUAUUGUCCAUU
This is a messenger RNA of Cornus florida, 2806 nucleotides long. RefSeq names its product protein DETOXIFICATION 49-like. The record is from RefSeq and is a predicted model, not a curated record. The coding region runs from base 707 to 2239 and encodes 510 amino acids. Gene Ontology annotation, molecular function: xenobiotic transmembrane transporter activity; antiporter activity. The transcript has 4 exons. Gene Ontology annotation, cellular component: membrane. NCBI's taxonomy places the organism in Eukaryota, Viridiplantae, Streptophyta, Magnoliopsida, Cornales, Cornaceae. Gene Ontology annotation, biological process: xenobiotic detoxification by transmembrane export across the plasma membrane.